Molecule: messenger RNA, 489 nt
Organism: Neoarthrinium moseri
Lineage: Eukaryota; Fungi; Ascomycota; Sordariomycetes; Amphisphaeriales; Apiosporaceae
Exons: 2
Coding region: 1-489 (162 amino acids)
Source: RefSeq, a predicted model, not a curated record
AUGGAACUGCUGGUCGACGAGAAGUCGCCUCUGGCGGACACCAAUCUUCGCGCACUGAUACUGGAUCCAGAGAUCUGGAAGCUGCUCUCGCCCGAGCAGGUGGCCGAGGUGCACAAAUACUGGCCAUACGACGGGCCGGUGCCGGACCUCGCCGCGCUGGCCAGCAACGACAACCUGCGGCACGACGUGGCCGAGUACCAGGCAGCGCUGCGGUCGGGGAUGCACGACGCCGAGUGGAUCCGCCAGGCGCGGGCGGCCAACGCCAUCAGGAACGAGGAAGCGCAGAAGCAGAAGCAGCACCAGUCACAACAGCAGUCGGCCCCUGCUACCGCCACCACCGUCUCGACUACUACUGAGGAAGAGGGAGAGGGCAAAGCUGAUGAGGAUCACGUGAUGGAGGAGGCUGUUGAGGAUAGCACAGCGGCGCCUGCUUCCACUACGAUGACUACGACGACAGAGGAUGACGAGAAGCGGCAGAGAGUGGCUUGA